AGCACCACCCAGGGAGGGAGCGUAUUUGCUUCUUCACUCACUUCUGGCAGGGCAGAGGAAUGCUGGACAUUGAGAGACAAGAAGGGAGGCUGCCCAGAGCAUCGGCACGCUGCUCCCCCGUCCCACGCCUUGGGCCUCCUCCCUUAGGAACAAACAGAUGUCAGAAACUGAGCUGGAAAAGAUAAAAGUCAGAACAGCUGAGCAUUUUGAAAAUGACAAAAAUAACAUUUCUUGGUUGAAGGAAGGACCAUCCAGCUCAAUUCAAAAUCCUCUGGAAGACCCUGAUACGCAACUCACAAACGGAAAGCAGGCAGACGAGAAAGCCAUUAAUACCAUUGUUAUAAACUCAGUAUCCGAAUUCAAAAUCACAGAUGGACAAGCCAAGGAAACCCCCAGUGAGAAAAAACUGUCAGAAUCCAGCAUAUCACUGACCUCCCUUGAAGAAUGCCAAACGAAAUUUUCCUACCUCCAAACUCAUCCUUCAGUUCAUCCAAGAGACACUGAUGAGGACUGUGCCUCCCUCAUCCUCACCUGUCUGUUUUGCCAGUUUUUGGAUUGCCUCCUGAUGCUCCCGGAUACGUGUGAAACGGUGUGUACCAGUUUGUGCUGCCCCUCUCACAGGUAUCGCCACACCUCAGAUGAAAGCCACUCCCGGAAUGACUGCAACUGCAACUGUGACAUAGACUGCAGCCUUUUUGAAUCUUGCCAGGAGACCAGUGAGUGUCUGGAGCUGGCCAUGGAGAUUUCAGAAAUCUGUUACCACUAG
Molecule: messenger RNA, 766 nt
Organism: Delphinapterus leucas (beluga whale)
Lineage: Eukaryota; Metazoa; Chordata; Mammalia; Artiodactyla; Monodontidae
Gene: MDFIC2
Product: MyoD family inhibitor domain containing 2
Source: RefSeq, a predicted model, not a curated record